AUAUAGCCCGUUUUCUAGUGCACCCGCAAAUCCCCACAGUCAAGGUCUCCGCUGAGGAAACUCGCGUACCCUACUGUUCUUAUCACCGUUUCCUUGUAAAAUCGAUAUCAAUUGGUUAAUCAUUUUUUGUCACCGGAACCCAUCUCUCUCUUCUGUUUAACUCGUGUUAUCAUCUCAAUUAUACUCUACCUGUCCUUUGUAGAACUCCUGUUUGUCGAUCAUGGCUUUAACUCUUCCAAUCGCUUCCUCUUCGUCUCCAUCUACUAGCAAUUCUCCUGCUUCAAUAGAGGGUUCUGUUCCCCCUCAAACUCCGAUUACUCCUGCCGCCGGCCAAACUCUCUCACUUCCGUUGGCAUCCUCCACAGAACAUAACAAUAACGUCCAAUCACAAAGUUCCAGCACAGCCUCAGCCAAUGGCGCUGUUACGCAGGUCAAACGAAAGCCCAGUCGCCGGGCCAAUACCGCGGAAAGGCGUGCUACUCACAACGCAGUCGAGAGACAGCGCAGAGAGACUCUCAAUGGCAGAUUCUUGGACCUUGCCGCGCUGCUUCCUAAUCUUUCGCAGAUCCGCAGACCUUCCAAGUCUGCGAUCGUUAACUCUUCGAUCGCUCACGUUCACGCGUCAAGGCGUCACCGCUUCCUAGCUUCGCGGGAGUUGCGGGCUCUGAAGCAAGAAUCUGAUGCCCUUCGCCGAGAGCUCAACGAAUGGCGUGAUCGUGCUGGUCUUCCCUAUGUGGAGGAGCCUGUUCGUGGAGAAGGCUUUUCCAUGGUCCUCAAUGGCGAAGUCGAAAUUGUUGCAACUAUCAUGGAAGAAGAUGAAGAAGGUCAGGCGUAUGACGGAUAUGAUGAGGGUGACGAUGAAUUCGCUGGUUCGAUGCCAAACAACAUGGACGACACUGAGGAUGUCAUGCCCUCUGCGCCGAUGGUCAAGAACGGCAUGUAUGCACAUGGGAAUAUGCCCCCCACUGACGUGAACAUCGCGCAUUUGAUGCCACGUGGCCCGCCCAACUCGCAGGGCGGUCCUAUGAUCGCUCAGAUGCAUUCUCCUGUUUCCUUCGAGAACCCGGAAAUGCCUUCAAUUUACGAACCUCGGGUGAAUUUUGCUGCAGCCCCUUACAUCGAACAACACCAUUCCGCUAUGGACCAACAUAACAUGAAAGCGUGGUCGAACAUGUACAACGCCUAUCACCCUCAACAUCCCCAACAACACGCGGUGCAGCGUAACUUAAUCACACCUCCCAAUGGCUCGCACAGCAUGGGAUCGUCGGCAACGACCGGACAUCACUUUGGGGACCAAGCGGCCCUUGCCAACCUCAAACGGCAGCAAAUGCUUGCGCUCCAACAGCAGCACGGUGCCAUGGGGUAUGUCGCCGAUGCUGACGACACAUCAUCCGUCGGAUCUGGUCACAGCAGCCCUGGGUCUGGAUACGGCUCACCAUCCCAUGGAGCUUCGUCUAUGGGCUACGAGAUUGCGAAUGCCCUCCCCGAUUAUGGUCUACCCAAAAGGCUGAGCCUGGGGAGCCUCCACAUCAACACUGGUAUCGCAGGGUCGUGGAGCGGCAGGGUCGAGGAUGGCAUGGGGUCCAUGAUGACGAAGCAAGGUUUGGGCGUCCCGAUAAACGUUGGCAAUGGCGGAGUAUAUGGCAUGAUGAUAUGAGGCCUAUGAGCUUUUAAGGCGUUACACACAAUUCCCGUGCCGUGCACGGACGCCUUGGGACUUCAGGACGAAGUAUCGCCUUCUCUUCUGCUUGCUAUGCUCUGACCGCAUCUUGUUGUCUACGUUUUGAUAACCCACUCCUCAUUUUGUCUCAGUGACCACUUGCUUGAUCAUUAUAAUUAUGCGUAGCUUCAUCGACUUGCACGCGUU
Molecule: messenger RNA, 1867 nt
Organism: Suillus fuscotomentosus
Lineage: Eukaryota; Fungi; Basidiomycota; Agaricomycetes; Boletales; Suillaceae
Exons: 2
Coding region: 221-1657 (478 amino acids)
Biological process (GO): positive regulation of transcription by RNA polymerase II
Cellular component (GO): RNA polymerase II transcription regulator complex
Molecular function (GO): protein dimerization activity; DNA-binding transcription factor activity
Source: RefSeq, a predicted model, not a curated record